CUACCUUUGCUAGCUGCUAUAGGCAGUAGCAAGCACCACCCACUGCUGCGGUUGUGGACACACUGGUCUCCACCCAUCUCUCCCACCACCCGCACCAAAAGACAGCGCAGUGCGGAUCGAUUUAGUCGAUUUAUAGCCACACCAUGGCGAGGAAGUGCUCCCACUGUGGCAACUACGGCCACAACUCAAGAACUUGCAGCAGCGCAGCUGGAAACCAGGGAGAAGUUAUGCUCUGCGAAGGAGGCGGCGGCAGCAGCGGCGGCAGUGGGCUGAGGCUCUUCGGGGUGCAGGUCCAUGUCGCUGCGGGCCGCAGCACCGGCGCCGGCGCCUCCAUGAGGAAGAGCUACAGCAUGGACUGCCUGCAGCUCGCGGUGGCCCCUAGCUCCAUCGUCUCGCCUUCGUCGUCGUCUUCCUCGUCGGUGCUUCUGUCCAUCGAUGAGGGCUUGGAGAGGGCUUCCAAUGGGUACCUAUCUGACGGUCCUCAUGGCAGAUUAGUCCAGGAGAGGAAGAAAGGAGUUCCAUGGAGCGAGGAGGAGCACCGGCUAUUCCUCGUGGGCCUCGAGAAGCUCGGAAAGGGCGACUGGCGAGGCAUCUCCCGGAGCUACGUCACGACUCGAACCCCGACGCAGGUUGCCAGCCACGCGCAGAAGUUCUUCCUGAGGCAGAGCAGCAUGGGGAAGAAGAAGCGCCGCUCCAGCCUCUUUGACAUGGUACCGAUCUGCGAGAACGGCAUUCGCGUUUCUGAGCCGCUGACCAACAACAGCGGAGAUGCCUCCACCUCUCUGCCGCGGUAUAAAUCCCCCGACAUGGCGUCCAUUGAUCUCAACUCCACGCAGGAGGAUGACAUGGCGAUGGCGGGGGUUCCACUUUUGUCGGCGUCACCGAGGGCGCCAUUCCCGGCGGUUCUGAUGGAGCAGCCUCCUCAUGGCCACGGGCACGGUCACCACUGCUCCCCGCUGGAACUGGAGCUGGGCAUGUCUCUCUCACCACCGUCCAUCGGAACAUGACGUCAACAACGUCGCCGCCGGAGAGGAGACCCAGGACGCUCGACCCAGUUUUUAUUUUUUUUAUUUUAUCACUUAUCAGGCUGUGUCUGCUGCCUGAGCCUGACCUGUCCAACCAAUGCAAAUGGAGAUAAGGCUAUGGACAGCGCUUGUAAAGUUGCGUGCGGGUAGUGCUAAUUGUGGAUACGUUGUUCA
Molecule: messenger RNA, 1199 nt
Organism: Triticum urartu
Lineage: Eukaryota; Viridiplantae; Streptophyta; Magnoliopsida; Poales; Poaceae
Product: transcription factor MYBS3
Biological process (GO): response to gibberellin; response to ethylene
Molecular function (GO): DNA binding; zinc ion binding
Source: RefSeq, a predicted model, not a curated record